Molecule: messenger RNA, 4808 nt
Organism: Wyeomyia smithii (pitcher-plant mosquito)
Lineage: Eukaryota; Metazoa; Arthropoda; Insecta; Diptera; Culicidae
Product: protein artichoke
Exons: 5
Coding region: 284-4363 (1359 amino acids)
Molecular function (GO): protein binding
Source: RefSeq, a predicted model, not a curated record
GAUCCAGUCAGUCCGAAUCUCGCUGCGCGCUCGACAAGUCGUUUUUUCCAGUUGGUCCUACAGCAGAUACAGUCCUACAGCUAAUCCGCGGUCUAGUGCCGUUGUUUGUGGUCACAAACACACAUCGCGACAAGUGAGUGAAAGAAACGGAAGAGCAGAGUGAAUAACAAUAAUAUAAAAACGGGUCCCAGACUCGGUGCUAUUAACCUGAGGGGAUUUGGAGGCAAGAGUUGGAACGAGCAAGAAAAUAGUGCAUCGGAUCACGGAGCGCAGUUUCAGCAUAAUGUCCGCUAGAUGGCUGCUACCAUUCCUGGCCACGGUUGCAGCAAUAACCGCCUACGUGCAUGCCUGGCGUCCGUGCCCCGAGUUGGAUGCUGCGUUAAAGCUACCCUGCCGAUGUAACAUCGAAGCAGUUGGCAACAAUAGCCAGUACGGGUUCAUCGCUGUCGAUUGCGAGCGAACAGCACUUACGGGUGGCAUUCCGGCCGGCUUACCGAUCAUCGCCUUUUCGCAUCGAAGCAGCGGUCUUAGCUCGAUCCUCGACCUAUCACAACUGAGUGCUUCAAUAAGAAGAUUGGACUUUUCGGAAAAUGCAAUCCGGUCGCUUCCAGAGAAGGUCUUCUCCAUGAUUGGGGAGUACGUCACGGAACUACGACUGGGCCACAAUCUGUUCGGCGAUAACCUGAACCCGAUUUUUUCCACCACUGAACUGCAGACCCUGAAGAAUGUCAAGAUUCUCGACCUUUCCUACAAUCAGUUAAUGGCGUUGGAUGAGGGAAUUUUCGUCGGCUGUCGGAGAUUGCAGGAAAUUCUACUGGAUGGGAACAAGCUGUCUACCGUGCCGGCGACUUCAUUUAAAGACCUGCCAGCGCUGAGGGUCAUCUCGCUAAGAAACAAUUUGAUCGAAAACGUUUCCUCUGAAUCUUUCACCCUCGCCAACAAGUUGGAACGAAUCGAUUUACGCUACAAUCGCAUCCACAGCUUGAAACCGAACGCCUUCGCCAAUUUGCAAGCCAUGAAAGAGCUGCUACUAGCAGGGAAUUUGAUCAGUACAGUAGAUGAGCGCGCCUUCAUGGGGGCAGAUUCAAUCCAGAAGCUUGACUUGUCCGACAAUUUAAUCGGCGAGUUUCCAACUUCUGCUUUGAGCUCCAUCGAGUCGCUGAAGGUGCUGAAUCUCUCGCUCAAUAACAUCGACAAACUUGAGUACAAACAUUUGCAACAGCUUAGAAAUUUGCAAAUCCUGGAUAUCAGUAGGAAUGUGAUAGCAUCCGUGCUACCGGGAACGUUCCGUGAGCAAGCGCUGUUGAAAUAUCUGGACCUCAGUCUCAACUCACUGCGAACGAUCGAGGAUGAUGCCUUCGAAGGGUUGGAUAACCUCCAAACGUUGAUAUUGCGGGAUAAUAACAUCUUCCUGAUACCUGGAAGCGCUCUUGGCCGAUUGCCGCGUCUCUCUAACCUGUACCUAGAUUUCAACCGAGUGGCUGCGCUUUCCUCCAGCAUUCUGAAAUCGAUCCAACCGGAAAAUAUCAGAUAUCUUUCGCUCUCACGAAACGUGAUUCGUGAGCUUCCACCGAACAGUUUUACAUCGUUCAAAAAAUUGAUCUAUCUAGACAUUUCUGGCAAUAGUUUGGGUUUGAUCAGUGAAGACACAUUCGCGGGGUUGGAUAAUACUUUGUUGGAAAUUAAGAUGUCAUACAAUAAGAUCUCAUCCUUCCGCAAGAUAGUUCUGCCGAAACUACGUCGGUUGGAUAUUAGUUCGAACAGCAUCGACGAUCUCGCUGUGGAUGCAUUCCACGGUUUGGGCAACCUUCUCUAUUUGAAUAUGAGCACAAAUGAACACAUUGCGCAGAUCACAAGAACCAUGAUCUAUCCUCUCAACAAACUCCAGGUGAUCGACAUCAGCAACUGCGGACUGAAAACCCUGCAAUCCGAUCUUUUCCACAACAACACCGAACUAAGAAUCAUUCUCCUAAGUCACAACCACCUGAAGGUGGUAGAAGAGAACACUUUCAUGAUUCUGAACAAUUUGUUUAGUGUCGAUUUAUCGAACAAUGAAAUCGUAGCUAUUCGACCUCGAACAUUCAUCAACACAAUAAACUUGCGCACACUGAAUUUGCAUGGCAAUAAAUUGAAGGAGUUUAAAGCCGAUCACUUCACUAGCGAAACCGCCAUGGAGGUGCUCGAUCUGUCCGGCAACGAAAUCAGUAGCUUUGCAGUAAACACAUUCAAGAUUCAUCCACGAUUGCGUCGCAUACUUUUGGGUGGAAAUCGCAUCCAACGGUUCACCUCCGAUUUGAUCAACUCGUUGGAUUUCCUUGAAGUAAUUGAUUUGAGUAAAAAUCAGUUAACAAUAAUCGACCAGCUAGACUACGCCCGGAUGCCUAAUUUGCGGGAGUUGUACUUCGCAGGUAACGAGCUGGAACAGGUGAGCGAUAUGGCGUUCCACAAUUCGACACAGCUGCAGAUCGUCGAUCUCAGCCAGAACAAGCUAGAAAGACUCACGGAGCGUGCGUUCGACGGAAUGUUACGCCUGGAGAGGUUGGACUUGAGCCACAAUAUGCUACAGGAGCUUCCGGAAGGAGUAUUCGACAAAAGUCGCAUUCAGAAAGUUGAACAUCUGAUUCUAGCUAACAACAGCUUCCGGUUGAUUCCAUUCAAUGCGCUGAAGGAUCAGUCGGAUAGUAUUUACACGUUGGAUAUGAGUUAUAACCAGUUGAAGGAUAUUCCGACGUCGAACACGUACAUGGUUAUGGUUAACAUCAAGCAUAUAGAUUUUUCGUUCAAUCCUUUAUCUGAACAAGCCAUCAAACUGUUACUAGAACAACCGAAGACGGCGAGGAAGCUUAACUUGGCCCACACCGGAAUCGAACGUUUGCCCAUCCUAGAGACACCGUAUCUGCAAGUGUUGAAUCUAUCGAUGAACAACAUUACCGUUGUGAAUGAUCGUGUAUUUGAUAAAACUACUCUGCUGGAAAUUCUCGAUCUUUCGUCCAACAGAAUAGAAAACAUCGAUCCCAUGAAACAGGUUUGGCCCAAGUUAGGUUUACUGAAUUACUUGGAUUUAUCAUUGAACCCGAUCAAAACGAUCAUGGCUCAUGCGUUCGAUGCACUUGCAGCUCUUCGGACUCUCAAAGUUAGAGAUCUCUCGGAAAUCACUCGUCUCGAGAAGAAUGCUUUCAAACCGCUCAGCAGUUUGUCGACCUUAGAAGCGUACAACUUCGUUAAACUGGGUUAUAUAGAUUUGCAAGGCAUCUUACAGGAACUUCCUUCGCUGGCAUCGAUUGACAUCGAAGUCAAGGAUUCGGUGUUGGAAUCUGAUCAGCUUCAGGUGAUAGACCAUCCAAAACUAAACCAUCUCGGACUGUACGGACACAUGUUGCAAAGUAUAUCGUCGGGAAGUUUCGCCGGGCUGCGAAACAAAAUGCUUAGCGUAACUUUACGGAAUACAUCCCUGACUUCACUACCACCAGCAUUGCUACUGCCAUUGCCACGAUCUUCACAUAUAGAUUUGGAUAUUUCGGGUUCAAAAAUAACAACUCUCACCCAACCAUUCCUGAGUUCUAUGGACGAUCGGAAGAACAGUCUAGCGAUCGCAGGAUUAAGCGCUAAUCCAAUUCAAUGUGACUGCCAAGCAAGAGCGUUCCGCAGGUGGAUAAUGGCAGCUAAAGUAGCAGAUGUUCGCUGUUCGACACCGGAAACUGUACAAGGCCGUUUGUUGGUAGAGGUAGGCGAUAACGAGCUGGUUUGUGAUCAGAAGAAGCCUACCACAACAACCUCACGCACUUCUACGAUCACGUUCACGAAUUACACAUCAAUUUACACUCAAGUCAUCACGAAAGCUACCCCGACUACCGAGCAGGAUAUCAUCUGGAGUGUAGCACCAACGACAAAGGCGAAGGCCAAAACCAAAAUGCCUCCGCGUACUCAAAUGCCAAUCACCAACGAUGACACGCUGAUAAUUGGAAUCGUGGUUGCGGUGAUAGUGUUCAUAUUCUUGGUGAUUCUCAUCAGUUGCAUAUGCCGAGUUCGGUGGAGUAAUGACACCUAUCGUGGACCACCGAUUGGCUUAUCGACUAUGCAUCCGAACGGCAUGCAGGUGAACUAUAAAAACAGCAAGGGCGCUCCCAUUUAUCCAAUGGUGGCCCCCUACGGCCAGAACUAUGCAACGUUGCCGUACAAGCAGAGUUCAUCGCCAGACGCCCAACCGCGGCCCAGUUACUCAACGAUCGGACGAAUUCCCUACCAGUACCAAACUCAGCACGUGAUGGCUCCUGGUUCCCAUCACUCAGCAGCAUCCCUCCACUCAGUUCACUCUGGCCAGAAUCCCUACAUGGCUUAUCAGGACGAUAAGGCGUACCGAUAGUCUUUACGCUUCCCUUUUACUCUUUAUUGAGAUUUUCUUUUAGCCUCUAACUUAUUUAUAACUGCUAAGUACAAUGUUCUUUAUUUUAAAUGAGACUAAUCGUAAAACAAGCGCAUAAGCCAACUGCCAACGUCUUGUCACUACGAGACAACAAAAAAAAAUGCAAAAUAUGUGUGUGUGACAAAAAAGUCAAACUACUGAAUAAAAUGCUCAAAACAAUUUAGUUAGGUAAACCAAGUGUUGGUGGAAUUUUCUCCACCCGCGAACAGAAAGCGAACGUUGAAUAGCUCUAAUGGAAGGCAGAAUAAUUAGUUGAACUGGUCUCUGUGUGGUGCUGGAACGAAAACGAAACACACUGAAGUCACUACGACGUAAGAAAGCCACACUUUGUUUCUGUACUUUUUUCGUUUAAAAAUAAAUAAAAAAUGACAAAUGUAAGAAUAUA